AUGGAGAAGGCGAUGGUUUACACCUUCCUGGCCAUUGCCUUCAUGGUCCUCUUGUCAUUGUUUAGCAGACAGCGUAGCCAUCAUCAUCCGAUGGGCUUGAACCAUCGUCUUGCUCACAAGGUAUCGUUCGAUGCUAUGGUGUUGAGAAUCGAGAGGUGGACUAAAGAUAAAGGGCCGGACAAAAACAUAUCUUACGUUCCCUAUGUCGAGGAUGCCCGGGGGUAUUUUCAAGAUGAUGGGACUUCGAACACCAUGUUGAGGUUGAUGAUUUUGUUCCCUUUGUUGGAUAAUGCAUCGAAGGAUUGUAAGAUCAACGCAGAGGAGCUCGGGGUUUGGAUAACGCAACAGGUCGUUGAUCGUAUGCGGUAUAGAACGGAUAAUAAAGAGAUGGCUUGGCAUGAUAAGAAUAGGGAUGGGGCUAUCAACGUCGACUAG
Hibiscus syriacus is the source of this 435-nucleotide messenger RNA. RefSeq lists its product as uncharacterized. The record is from RefSeq and is a predicted model, not a curated record. The transcript has a single exon. The coding region runs from base 1 to 435 and encodes 144 amino acids. NCBI's taxonomy places the organism in Eukaryota, Viridiplantae, Streptophyta, Magnoliopsida, Malvales, Malvaceae.